AUUCCACGUGUGAAUAGGAGAACAAGGGUUUACACUUACUGUGUAAUGUAAUUUCAGUGUGAUUCAAUAGAUGGCGCAACAGAGCUCUGCCUCCAACAUUAAAUCCGGUCGGUGACUAGUGAAAUAAAUAUUUGAGGAAGUACUUGAAUUUCCUUCAGAGUGACAACAAGAUAGACGGGCAGAUUGCUUUGAGUCUCCAUGAGUAGUGAUGGAGCGGAUGGUACCAUGCCUUCUCCUAUAUUAGGAGAAAUCAGGAUAACACGGGAGCAUUGAGCACCUCUACAAAAAGGAUCUGUAUCUAUAUCAAGAUGCUCUGAAGAAUAGCAACUAUCCUCAGGAACAUCUAGUGUUACAAAAUGACUAAAACUAAUUCUACCAUCUUCCAUUUUGUCAUCAUCUUCAUGUUAAUACUUGAGAUCAAAAUCCAGUUAUCCGAGGAAAGUGAAUUUUUAGUUGACAGAUCAAAGGGAGGUCUCACCCAUGUUCCCAAAGACUUAUCCUUGGAAACAACAAUCUUAGAUCUAUCACAAAAUGAUAUAUCUGAGCUUCAGGCUUCUGACAUCCUAUUACUAUCCAAGCUGAGGGUCUUGAGAAUUUCUCAUAAUAGAAUCCAGUAUCUUGACAUGAGCGUUUUCAAAUUUAACCAGGAACUGGAGUAUUUGGAUUUGUCCCACAACGAGUUGGAGAAGAUUUCUUGCCACAGUACUGUGAACCUCAAGCACUUAGACCUCUCAUUUAAUGCAUUUGAUGCCCUGCCCAUUUGCAAAGAGUUUGGCAACAUGUCUCAAUUAGAAUUUCUGGGUUUGAGUGCCACACAGCUACAAAAGUCUAGUGUGCUUCCAAUUGCUCAUUUGCAUAUCAAUAAGGUUUUAUUAGUCUUAGGAGACCAUUAUGGGGAAAAUGAAGACCCCGAGAGCCUUCAAGACCUUAACACAGAGAGUCUGCACGUUGUUUUCCCCGCAGGAAAGGAAUCCCACUUUGCUUUGGAUGUGUCAGUCAGUACGGCAGUAAGUCUGGAACUGUCGAAUAUCAAAUGUGUGCUAGAUGAUAAUGGAUAUUCUUAUGUCCUAAGUGUUCUGUCAAAACUUCAAAAUAAUUCAAGGAUAUCAAAUCUUACUUUAAACAACAUUGAGACAACUUGGCAUUCUUUCAUUACAAUGUUCCAGUUGGUUUGGCAUACAAGCAUAGAGUAUUUCUCAAUUUCAAAUGUGAAACUACAAGGUCGCCUUCAGGUCAGAGAUUUUGAUUAUUCUGACACCUCCCUGAAGGCCCUGUCUAUACACCAAGUUGUCAGUGAGAUGUUUAGUUUGCCACAAAGUUACAUCUAUAAAAUCUUUUCAAAUAUGAACAUCCAGAAUUUCACAGUGUCUGGUACACAUAUGGUCCACAUGGUUUGCCCAUCCCAAAUGAGCCCAUUUCUGCAUUUGGAUUUUUCCAAUAAUCUCUUAACAGACAUGGUUUUUAACAAUUGUGGAACCUUGACUAGGUUGGAGACACUUAGUUUACAAAUGAAUCAAUUAAAAAAACUUGCAAAUAUAGUUCAUAUGACCAAGGAGAUGAAGUCUCUACAACAAUUAGACAUUAGCCAGAAUUCUCUAAGCUAUGAUGAAAAUGAAGAAUAUUGCUCUUGGACUAUAAGUUUAUUAAGUUUAAAUAUGUCUUCAAAUAUACUCACUGAUUCUGUUUUCAGAUGUUUACCUCCCAGGCUCAGGGUACUUGAUCUUCACAGUAAUAGAAAAACAAGUAUCCCUGAAAAUGUCAUCCGUCUGGAAGCGUUGCAAGAACUCAAUCUUGCUUCCAAUUCUUUAGCCCACCUUCCUGGAUGUGAUUCCUUCAGCAGCCUCUCUGUACUGAUCAUUGACUUUAAUUCAAUUUCCAACCCAUCAGCUCAUUUCUUCCAGAGCUGCCAGAAGAUUAGGUCCAUAAAUGCAGGAAACAAUCCAUUCCAAUGUACAUGUGACUUGUUCCAGGGGACCCAGACCCGACACAGGGCCAGGAACACAUCUUUACACGAACUCCAAAGAACUCUUCAGUUUCAUGCCUUUAUUUCGUACAGUGAACACGAUUCUGCCUGGGUGAAGAAUGAAUUACUACCAAACCUAGAAAAAGAAGAUAUACGGAUUUGUCUGCAUGAGAGAAACUUUGUUCCUGGCAAGAGCAUUGUGGAAAAUAUCAUAAACUGUAUUGAGAAAAGUUACAAGUCCAUCUUUGUUUUGUCUCCCAACUUUGUUCAGAGCGAGUGGUGCCAUUAUGAACUCUAUUUUGCCCACCACAAUCUCUUUCAUGAAGGAUCUAAUAACUUAAUUCUGAUCUUGCUGGAAUCCAUUCCAAUGUAUUCUAUUCCUAGCAGCUAUCACAAACUCAAAACUCUCAUGGCACAGCGAACUUACUUGGAAUGGCCGAAGGAGAAGAGCAAACAUGGACUUUUUUGGGCGAACCUAAGAGCAUCCAUUCGAAUUAAGUUGAUGUACCAAGCAAAAGAAACAGAUCACACAUACAUCUAAAUAUGUCCCCCCUUUCACUUGCUGCUUUUGGAAGUUCCAACAAUGCCUUUAUUUUGCAUCAACACAAACCUAAACAUAAUUUUGAAUUUAUAAAAUAAACAAAAAUGUGUACUUUCAGGCCCCUGUUCACCAUUUAUUCAUGGUAAUAAAAAUGAAUGAAAUGAUAUAAUUUUGAUAUAAAGUCAAUUUCUAACAUA
Molecule: messenger RNA, 2701 nt
Organism: Myotis davidii
Lineage: Eukaryota; Metazoa; Chordata; Mammalia; Chiroptera; Vespertilionidae
Product: toll-like receptor 1
Biological process (GO): inflammatory response; cellular response to bacterial lipopeptide; toll-like receptor signaling pathway
Cellular component (GO): membrane
Molecular function (GO): lipopeptide binding; Toll-like receptor 2 binding; transmembrane signaling receptor activity
Source: RefSeq, a predicted model, not a curated record